GCCCGCCCUGCGCAGCCGCAGGAGGGCAACAGAACUGGCCUUGGCCUGGCGGAAGCAGGAGAUGCGGGGCGCGGCGGGAAGAUCAUGAGCACGACGGGAGUCCCUGGUCGCCGGGCGCGAUUGUCGCGCCUCGUGUGCUUCAGUGCGAGCCACCGGCUGCACAGCCCAUCUCUGAGCGAUGAAGAGAACUUGAAAGUGUUUGGGAAAUGCAACAAUCCAAAUGGCCACGGACACAAUUAUAAAGUUGUGGUGACAGUACAUGGAGAGAUCAAUCCUGUUACGGGAAUGGUUAUGAAUUUGACUGAUCUCAAAGAAUACAUGGAGGAGGCCAUCAUGAAGCCCCUUGAUCACAAGAAUUUGGAUCUGGAUGUGCCAUACUUUGCUAGUGUUGUAAGCACGACAGAAAAUGUAGCUGUAUAUAUCUGGGCGAACCUCCAGAAAUUCCUUCCGAGGGGAGUUCUCUAUAAAGUAAAAGUGUAUGAAACUGAUAAUAAUAUUGUGGUCUAUAAAGGAGAAUAGUUCUUAAUGACUAAUGUUGUAGAAAGACCAAUUUUGUAUUUGAAAAGGCUCUUUAUCCUUUUAGAACAUUAAGCGUUCACCAUGUAAUUGUAUCUCUAUGCUGUGUUCUGGAGUGCCUGAUCUGUUUUGUUGUAUAUUUAAAUAUGCUUAAAAAUCAAACUUGCAGUGUAUCUUGAAUAUCUUUUUUAGUGAGAAAGCAAGUAGCCCCCCAGAAUGUUGGAUUGGCAGUUGGUUGAAUCCAUGGCUGUGGAACCCACACAGGUCACCGACUGCAGUUAUUUACCGAAUUCUUCCCUGUUCUCUUUUCAUUAUGAGUGGCUCCUCAAGAGUGCAUUUUCUUGCUUUGCACAAACAACUGCUAUCUGGUGUUCCUGUUGGUAUGCUAAACUUUUUAAAUGCAGGGUUUUACAUUUCUCUCCAUGUUGCAGUCAGUACACAGUGGAGUCUCAGAAUGUUGCUACCUAAUACAUUCUAAAAGAACUUGGACACCGACUAUGAUUCUAGAAAAAUUUGUAAAAUAGGCUAUUGGAGAGCACCUAAAGGACUUUCAUUACAAAUUUUGACAGUGCAAUGCCCAUUUGGUUAAAUUUUAAUAUGUUUUAGUUGGCAAACUAUUUUAUUCAUGUAGAAUAUUUUGUAUUGGUUACCUGAAUGGCAAGAUUGCUGUUGUUUUUAAAGGUACUUUCUGUUUGAAUUUUUACAGAUACCAUGCAAGGUGGGCAUUGUUUCCAUUUUCCCAUUAAAAAAAUUAAAUUUGAAAAAAUUUAAGUUUUUGCUUAAUAUCACUCAGCAAAUAAAUUGAAAAGUGGGCAUGCCACAUCAAAACACACACUGAAAAAAAGAUUACAUAUAUUUCCAGAUUUAAAAAAAAUAAUCCAAAUUUUACAGAUCUGAUCUAUCACAAAAACAUUACUUUUCAUGAUAACAUUGGCAUUUCUGAUGUUUGUUGCUUAUGAGUUACUUGAAGAUAAUAUUUGAAAGAUUUUUUCUGUGUGUGUGUGUGUAUGUGUGUGUGUGUACAUGGCAAAUGUUUGGUGCACACUUGUCAUGUUGAGUGUGCAGAGGUCAGACGACAACUUUUCUAGUUGGCUUUUUCCUGUCUUUUACAUGGGUUCUGGGGAUCAAACUCAGGUGGUCAGACUUGGCAGCAAGUGCUUUUACAUUCUGAAAGCACUUCUGAACAAUCUUGCCUCUUGCCCGCUCCAAAGAUAACAUUUUUUUUUCUACUUGCUCUCCCACUGAGUCAAUCAAUCAGUCGAUCAAUCAAUCAGUCUCCCCCCAACUCUCCCUAUGUAUCAUCUCUCUGUGAAGCACAUGAGUGAGCGAGUGAGUGAACGGUUGGAAGGACCAGAGUCUACAGGUGGCUUUCUUUUCUUUCAGAGACAGUAUUAAAUUCUGCUGUAAUUGUUGCUUUCCGUAUUUCUUGUUUUUCUUUUGCCAUUGUGAAUUUCUUGUGGGUAAAGUCCUUCUUCUCAGUAUCAUAUCUGCUAAAUAGUACACAGCAGUUUUUUGUUAAUUAGAUAAGUCAAGGGCACAUUGUUAAAAACUUGAAAUUUUUUUUAGCACUGAGCAAGUACUUUUAGAUUUGAUUCACUAGAGUAUUUUGGGGCUGCUGCUGUCUAGUCAGUCUCAUCUCUGGGCUUCAGUUCCCUUACCUGUGAAGUAUGUCUGUAGACUUGAUGCGUUCUGGAUUUACUUCUGCUGCUUUUAUGCCAGACGAUUAAAUAAGCUUUUAAACAUA
Nannospalax galili (Upper Galilee mountains blind mole rat) is the source of this 2260-nucleotide messenger RNA. It is a transcript of the gene Pts, whose product is annotated as 6-pyruvoyltetrahydropterin synthase. The record is from RefSeq and is a predicted model, not a curated record. Gene Ontology annotation, cellular component: mitochondrion. NCBI's taxonomy places the organism in Eukaryota, Metazoa, Chordata, Mammalia, Rodentia, Spalacidae. Gene Ontology annotation, molecular function: 6-pyruvoyltetrahydropterin synthase activity. Gene Ontology annotation, biological process: tetrahydrobiopterin biosynthetic process. The transcript is spliced from 6 exons. Bases 85 to 519 code for a protein of 144 amino acids.